This is a messenger RNA of Dicentrarchus labrax (European seabass), 1221 nucleotides long. RefSeq names its product odorant receptor 131-2-like. NCBI's taxonomy places the organism in Eukaryota, Metazoa, Chordata, Actinopteri, Moronidae. Gene Ontology annotation, molecular function: G protein-coupled receptor activity. Gene Ontology annotation, biological process: G protein-coupled receptor signaling pathway. The coding region runs from base 69 to 1007 and encodes 312 amino acids. The transcript has 3 exons. The record is from RefSeq and is a predicted model, not a curated record. Gene Ontology annotation, cellular component: membrane.
CACAAACAUAUUGAGUCCGAAUUAAUCUCCCGAUCAGAAUCCAUCAUCUGAGUUAAUCGGCUGCUGACAUGAAUUUCACACCUGUGGACGGCAAUGUGACAGAAGCAGUGAAUCACCUGGACAUGUUAAUUACAGCUCUCAGCAGGAAUUUAACUGUUGUUAUCCUCGGCAUCACCAUCAACUACAUCAAUGCCACCAUGGUCCACACAUUCAACACACAUCAUAUCUUCAAGUCGAACCCUCGCUAUAUCCUUUUCAUCCACCUGGUGUUCAACGAUAUGAUCCAGCUGACAACCAGCAUUUCCCUCUUCAUCUUCGCCUACGCAUUCAACACCAUCUAUGUCUCCCUCUGUUGUCUCCUCAUUUUGCCAGCGAUUCUUACUACACUAAACACCCCUCUGAACCUAGCUUUUAUGGCAGCAGAGUGCUACAUCGCAGUCUGCAUUCCCCUCCGCUACAACAACAUAUGUACGGUCAAAAGAACAUAUAUUGUAAUUGGCAUAAUCUGGACAAUGAGUUCACUUUCUGUCCUACCCGAUGUCUUCAUCCUUCUGGCCACUGAACCUCUGGAGUUCCUAAAUUCAAGAGUUUACUGUUCCAGGGAUUCAGUGUUUAGGAGCCCCUACACUGUAAAGAAGAGGGAUGUAUCCCACAUAUUGUUUCUGGUUGUGGUUUGGCUCACUCUGUUUUACAGUUACUUGAGAAUUUUGUUUGUGGCCAAAGCUGCUAAUGCAGAUGCUAAAAAGGCCAGAAACACAAUCCUCCUUCAUGGCUUUCAGGUGCUGCUGUGUAUGACGUCUUAUGUGCGACCUAUGUUAUCUCAAGUGCUGACAUACUUGUUCCCAGCAGUGGUGAGAUCUAUAUACUUUGUUAUGUUUAUUAUAAACCAAAUCCUCCCUCGCUUUGUUAGUCCUAUUGUCUACGGGUUACGAGACAAGACUUUCAGGAAGUACUUUAAAAGGUAUCUGUGUACAGUAAACAGACAUCCAAAAACAACACCAACAUAAAAUAAUAUUUCUAGAACCCUGAGAUGUUGGUAAGUGGAAGUCAGACUUUUAUCGUACCAAAAUUUAAAAAUGUAUGAAACAGAUAAAAUGACCAAAACUUAUUAAAGUAAUAAAGCAAUGAUAAGACUGGGCUCAGAAUAGAACAUGUAAGAUCAUUGUGUAUAGUAAUGUAGAGAUCAGAUCUGCAGUAUAAACAUGAUUUGACAACAAUUAA